AGAAGAGAAAGACGUUUCAGUGAAAGAAGAAGAAAACGCGUUCAGAGUGAAAGAGGAGGAGGAUGUUUCAGUGAAACAAGAGGAUACAGAUUUUGGAGUGAAAGAGGAGGGGGAGAUGACUGUCACAUCGAAGAAGGAAGAAGAGGAGGAAACUGGAUAUCUGGGCCCGGUUUCCCAAGGGCAUCUUAAGGCAUCCAAUGGUUCUAACGAUGAACGGGCCCUGGUUAACACUAGGGAGAGAUGUGACUAUCGUGGAUCCUCUGGGGAGCCUCAACAACAUAAUGAUGCUGACGAGGAAGAGAAGAGUCUCUCCACAUCAGAACACCUAAAGAAACAUCAGCGGAGACCCACAGGAAAGAAACCUCAUUGCUGCUCUGACUGUGGGAAACAUUGCAAAUAUUCAUCAGACCUUAAAAUACACCAGCGUGUACACACAGGAGAGAAAUCUCACCACUGUUCAGAUUGUGGGAAAAGCUUUUCAACAUCACAGAUUUUGAAGCUGCACCAGAGAACACACACAGGAGAGAAACCUCAUAGCUGUGAUCAAUGUGGYAAGAGAUUUACUCAGUCAGGCUCCCUGAAAUCWCACCAGAAACUACACACAGGAGAGAAAUCUUAUAGCUGUGAUCAAUGUGGUAAGAGUUUUACUACAUKUAGCAAUCUGACUAUACACCAGAGAACACACACAGGAGAGAGAUCAUUUAGUUGUAAUCAAUGUGGGAAGAGUUUUGUUCAAUCUAGCGAUCUGACAGUACACCAGAGAAAACACACAGGAGAGAAACCUUAUAGCUGUGAUCAAUGUGGGAAGAGUUUUAUUACAUCUAGCUAUCUGACCAUACACCAGCGGACACACACAGGAGAGAAAACCUUUCACUGUUCAGAUUGUGGGAAAAGCUUUUCAACAUCACAGACUUUGAAGCUGCACCAGAAAACACACACAGGAGAGAAAUCUUACAGCUGUGACCAAUGUGGGAAGAGUUUUAUUACAUCUAGCAAUCUUACUAUACACCAGAGAACACACACAGGAGAGAAACCCUUUAGUUGUGAUCAAUGUGGGAAGAGUUUUACUAGAUCUAGUGAUCUGACGGUACACCAGAGAACACACACAGGAGAKAAACCUCAUAGCUGUGAUCAAUGUGACAAGAGCUACUCUGAUAAAAGAUCUCUGAUCAAACAUCAGAAAAUACAUACAUGA
Salvelinus sp. IW2-2015 is the source of this 1195-nucleotide messenger RNA. NCBI's taxonomy places the organism in Eukaryota, Metazoa, Chordata, Actinopteri, Salmoniformes, Salmonidae. The record is from RefSeq and is a predicted model, not a curated record.